Molecule: messenger RNA, 1490 nt
Organism: Tripterygium wilfordii
Lineage: Eukaryota; Viridiplantae; Streptophyta; Magnoliopsida; Celastrales; Celastraceae
Product: GDSL esterase/lipase At3g27950-like
Exons: 5
Coding region: 114-1265 (383 amino acids)
Molecular function (GO): hydrolase activity, acting on ester bonds
Source: RefSeq, a predicted model, not a curated record
GAGAGUAAGGACUUGACACUCAUUUCCUUUUCCAACUCCCCAUAAAUCAAUUAUUGUGCCUAGACUGGUUUAGUUGGGAGUGUUACUUGCUUGAAAUCCUUGAGGGGACUAAUAUGGUCUCCUGGAGGGAAAUUUGUGUGGUUAACCUUUUAUUAGUCUUUGGGUUUGUGGCAUUUUCAACGGCUGCGGUGGGUGAUGGCAAUGGUUUUCAAAAUUUCUCCUUCCCUGCCAUAUACAACUUUGGAGACUCAAAUUCAGAUACUGGGGGAAUAUCAGCAGCAAUGUGGCCGGUUAAUGCUCCUAAUGGCGAAACCUUCUUUGGGAAACCUUCAGGAAGGGCUGGCGAUGGCCGUCUAAUCAUACACUUCAUUGCUGAGAAGCUGCAGUUACCAUACUUGAGCCCCUACCUCGACUCAAUCGGGACGAAUUUCAGGCAUGGGGCAAAUUUUGCAACAGGAGGUUCUUCCAUUCGACCGGGUGGGUAUAGCCCAUUCCAUCUUGGCAUUCAAAUCUCCCAAUUCAUGCAAUUCAAAACUCGCACCACUACGCUCUACAGUCAGCUCAGCCCUAACAGAAAAGUUCCACCAUACAAAGAGAGCUUGCCAAGAUCUGAGGACUUCUCGACAGCUCUAUACACAUUUGAUAUUGGACAGAAUGAUCUUUCUUACGGGUUUCAGCACUCAACAGAAGAACAAGUUCGAGCAUCCAUCCCGAAAAUCCUUGCGCAGUUUUCCCACGCAGUGAAACAACUAUACAAGGAAGGGGCAAGAGUUUUUUGGGUGCAUAAUACAGGUCCAAUUGGAUGCUUGCCAUAUACUGCUUUAUACUACACAUCAAAGCCUGGUUAUUUGGAUCGAAUUGGGUGCGUGAAGCCUCGGAAUGAGAUUGCUCAGGAGUUCAACAGACAGCUCAAAAACAAGGUAUCCAGACUGAGGACACAACUGCUGCAGGCAGCAUUCACAUAUGUUGACAUGUAUUCAGUCAAAUAUGCAGUAAUUAGUGAUGCCAAGAAUCAAGGUUUUACUGAUCCGAUGAAUUUCUGUUGCGGUAGUUUCUACGGAUAUCACAUUAACUGUGGGAAAAAGGCCACUGUGAAUGGAACUGUUUAUGGUACUCCAUGCAAUCAUCCUUCAAGGCAUAUCAGCUGGGAUGGCAUACACUACUCUGAGGCAGCCAAUCUAUGGGUAGCAAAUCAUAUUCUGAACGGAUCAUUCUCGGAUACGCUUUUUUCCAUUGAUGAGGCUUGUCACCAUCCACAGACAUAGUCAUCCUGAUCAAAGCAUCUACUGGUUCUGUUCAACUGAUUUAUUAAGUAGCUGUAGUAUGGCAAAAAUCUUGGCCACGUUAGUGUUUUUGGCCGUUAAAAUAUCAUAUAAACAUGUUCUCUUGAAAUGUAUGUGAAGUGACAAAACUAUAUGUUUCAAGAGAAAAGGCUUUGUAGAUGGAGAUACGGGUUUUUAAUCCCUAAAUGCAGCAGAUUAUGAUGUUCA